AUGGCUAGCUUUACCUCUCUUCUCGUGGCAUACGUGCUGGGCGGCUUUACGUUUAUACCUUUGGUCGUUGCAUCCGUAUUAGCGUUUAUCUUCUACACGUCCCCCGUCUUAGACGAUGCCGCGAACGAACACAAAUACAGCCUUAUCGUUGAUAAGGACGAUGAUACAACCGCCCUCGAGGCCGCAAAGCGGUCGCACAAAAAGGACAACCGCGCGCACGAGAACGACCUUGAUGUAGCCGCCGGCUUCUUUGCCGUGUGCAGAGAAUACACGCCUAUGGGCAUCAACGCAAAGCCUAUCGAAAGAUCAACCCCGGUGGGCUCGACGACCGUGGCCUCUCCAAGCCCCAGCGUCUAUCAGACCAUGUACAGGAGUAUUUUCGAGAGAAAGCCUACUCCAGGACCCAUGGAAAACAAUAGCAACACUACGAGCCAGAGACCGAAGAAUGCUGGCAAUGUGUUUUACGUGGUUCUGAGACAUGGUCACCUAAUGUUGUUCGAUGAUGAAGAGCAAGUCGAAGUCCGACAUGUUGUUUCUCUAGCAUAUCAUGACAUCAGUAUAUACUCUGGUGGUGAUGUCACACCGGAAGGUGAACUUUUCAUCAAGCGAAAUGCGAUUAGAUUAUCCCGAAAACCAUCUGGCACUGAGCUAGCCCCAGACAGUCCUAUUUCAAAACCCUUCUAUCUCUUCUCCGAAAACUGUUCAGCCAAGGAAGAUUUCUACUUCGCUCUGCUCAAAAACCAAGAGCAGAAUUACGGUACAGACGGCCAAGUACCGAAGCCCUUACAAUUUGACGUCAAGAACAUCAUCUCCUUGGUUCAGAAGCUUCACUCGACGGAAGAGAAUGUUCAUUCAAGAUGGAUCAACGCACUAUUGGGAAGAGUUUUCUUGGGUAUCAACAAGACAAAGGACAUUGAGGCUUUCAUUCGUGAGAAACUCACCAAAAAGAUCUCUCGUGUCAAAAAGCCUGCCUUCCUCACUAAUAUUACCAUUAACGGGAUCGACACUGGCGAUGCAGCUCCUUACUUCAGCAAUUUCAAACUUAAGGAUCUUACGGUUGAGGGAGAAUGUGUCGUGGAAGCUGAUGUCAAGUAUUCGGGAAACGCUCGUAUUGAGAUUGCUGCUACGGCCAAGAUCGAUCUUGGAAGCAGAUUCAAAACGCGAGAGGUCAAUCUUGUUCUUGCAGCUGUGCUCAAGAGAGCUGAAGGUCACAUGUUGUUCAAAAUUAAGCCCCCGCCGAGCAACCGAGUCUGGGUUACUUUCCAAAGCAUGCCAAAGAUGGAAAUGGAUAUCGAGCCCAUUGUUAGUGCGCGACAAAUCACCUACACAGUCAUUCUUCGCCAGAUUGAGAAUCGUAUCAAGGAAGUCAUCGCAGAGACUGUUGUACUGCCGUUCUGGGACGAUAUGCCAUUCUUCAAGACAGAGCACAAGCAAUGGCGAGGUGGCAUCUUUGAAGGUGAUGAUGCCACGGUCCCAACUGACGAUGCUGAGAGUAUAGUGGCAGCGGCAGGAGAUGUUGCUGCAGUCAGCCAUCUAGAUGGGAAUCCGGACUUGACAGAGGAAGCCCGACCUUUUGAAAAGAGCCAUACUAUACCUGUGAUGGAAUCGACGCCACCGCCGACCGGUCUGUUUGGGCGCAGACUCAGCAGAACGGGUACUAACCCUCAAGCUUCUGCAUCAUCAACCAGUGUCGAUUCUAAAGGUCCAGGUGCGAGCCCAGUCUUGAAGCCUAAGAUAUCCAAGACAUCACUUGAACCUGUUGUAGGCACUGAUGUCGCCCAUGCCGAUAUCUUCAAGCCGUCAACUUCGCCUCCCGAUCAUGCGACCAACUACAUGACAGCUUUGCACUCGCGUGCACACGAUGCUUCUCCCCGACCACCUCAGCCUGCAGAUACACCACCAGUGGCGUCAUCUGCCUCUCAGCGUUCUAAUCGUUCCUCGCGCUCCUCCUCAUCUGUCAAUGAUACUGUGAACAAUGUCCCAGGAGUGGCAGAAGAUUCUCAGAAGACGCCAGUGGCUAUGGGGCGGCGCAAUACAGCUUCAUCAAUUGGUUCAGGAUCCCAUACCGACGAAAGACCUGGCUCUUCUGCUUCUUCUCUUAAAGAAUCGAUGAAGAGCCAGACAGGCUCAAUAGGAAGGAGUUUCUUCGCAAGGCGUGACCAUGGGGAGAUACCGGUGCACGAAGAAGAAGAGCUCGACCAGAGUGAAGCUUCUCGGGACUUACAACCCGACCAGAGUCAUGCACAAAAUCUGAAUCAUAGGCAGACUACACUGGCUGCUGUCUCGAAUGCAGCAAUGCAGGCCAAACAAUGGGGCUGGAAUGCCUACCAACGGCACAAAGAGGCGCGAAGGCAGGCUGAGCAAGCAAGUCAUCUUGAUCUUAGCCAACCUAUGGGCCGAGGGCAACCGUUACCUCCUCCUGGAACACCUCUCCCCAAACCUACUAACGGUAUGACGCGGAUAGCACCUCCAACGAGCGUUCCUGCGAGGAAGCCCGUCCCUGGCUCGGCAGCACAUACUUCAGUCGAGUCCUUGGAAACUCAUCAUGAGAACCAUCACGAACAGGAUCAGGACAACCAUGGCGACUACCGCCCUCCGUUGCCCCAGCGCGGACGUCGCCGACAGAGCCACGUUCCAGAACCAGAUAACGGACAGAAUGUACUUAUCGUCGCUGCCCCAGAAGACUCCCAGCCCGCCACACCUUCAGGAGAUGACCCUUUGAACCAUCAAAUCUGGGCUUCGAGUGAUGAACAGACCGUGACAGAUAGCGGAACUUCUCACCCUCCAUCGAUGCUCACAAAUGAGUCCUCGCUUAUGCAGGAGGACAUCAAACCAAGCAAUUCAGUGGGAGCACUACCGACUGCUGCUGCAGCGACUGAUGACGACGACGACUUCUCUGGCUGGAUGGACAACGAAACUUUAGAUAUGGAAAUUAACAGCCCUCCACGGCCUGCAGCAGCACAGGAAGUCAAGUAG
Molecule: messenger RNA, 2976 nt
Organism: Fusarium coffeatum
Lineage: Eukaryota; Fungi; Ascomycota; Sordariomycetes; Hypocreales; Nectriaceae
Exons: 2
Coding region: 1-2976 (991 amino acids)
Biological process (GO): phospholipid transport
Cellular component (GO): endoplasmic reticulum; ERMES complex
Molecular function (GO): lipid binding
Source: RefSeq, a predicted model, not a curated record